This is a messenger RNA of Yamadazyma tenuis ATCC 10573, 573 nucleotides long. RefSeq names its product Nce4p (gene NCE4). The record is from RefSeq and is a predicted model, not a curated record. NCBI's taxonomy places the organism in Eukaryota, Fungi, Ascomycota, Pichiomycetes, Serinales, Debaryomycetaceae.
AUGAGCAAUCCAGAAAGGAACGCAUUCAAUCCACAGGAGUUUGCUAAUAAGCCGUCAGAUCAAACCCGCUUACCGGUGGCAUUUAACGUGAUCCAUGUUGAUGAUAUUUCAAAGCUGAAAAUAGCCAAAUUGGAGGAAUGGAUGAAAUAUAAAGAUCCUAACGAGGUGGGUGUCGACAGGCUAAAUAGAUCAGGUGCUGGCACCAACCAACACAUUAUUCGGGAAAUCGAUGUUUCCGACAAUGAUAACGCCCGGUUAAUGGAAACAACGCUGUUAUUCGAUCUGAGUGUCUAUAAGUUGACCCUUAGGGACAACUUUGAUAACUACUGCUUUGCUUAUGAGUACAAUGACAAGCUUCCAUUUCUAAGAACAGGAAGCACUCUUCCAAUUCCAAUUAAACUCGGGGGCAAAUUGAUCAUAAGCCUGGGAGCCACGGUGGCCAAUGGGGCCUUGCUAGUUGAUCGAAAAGUGUGUAAAUACAUUGGAGUAGACGAGAGUUCUGAGUUGGUCAAAGCAUUGAAUUCUAACUUGGUGGAGAAAUCUAUAAAUAUUUUACAAAAUCCCGAAUUAUGA